Metschnikowia bicuspidata var. bicuspidata NRRL YB-4993 is the source of this 2498-nucleotide messenger RNA. RefSeq lists its product as uncharacterized. Gene Ontology annotation, biological process: regulation of transcription by RNA polymerase II. Lineage: Eukaryota; Fungi; Ascomycota; Pichiomycetes; Serinales; Metschnikowiaceae. Bases 1 to 2037 code for a protein of 678 amino acids. The record is from RefSeq and is a predicted model, not a curated record. The transcript is spliced from 3 exons.
AUGGACUCGCGACCCAGAGAGGAGCGGGACUUUUCCGAAUUCUACGAUAACCUCAAUGACACGACUCAGCUCGAUGCGCUUGUGGCCCGGGUGUGGAACUCCGCAAAAAUCAGCAAGGCCCUAGUGACAUACGGUUAUAGGCCCCCUACGAAACAAAGGUUCAGAAACAACUUCUGCUAUGCGAGGUUUCAACAGACUCUCCCGUCGCAUCUACUUCUGGUUUAUGACAUGGAUGAGCAGGACACACUAUACUUGGACUGGAUGAACCAGCGGCAAGAAAAGCUCAAGAUCAGCCCGGAAAUUUUCGAGAUUGCAAUGAGUAUUUUGGAGUCUGAGUGGCAUAAGUUGGAGAUGCGCAUGGUUGCACUGGUAGGCCCGGGGCAUGAGGGCCGGGACGACUUAAAAAUGGACGCGAAUUUCGAAAAGUACGGGAGUGAUGAUGGAACAGGUGGUGUGGGCUCUCUAUCCGAGCAGAGAUGCGCUGUUUGUAACGAUCUGGAGUGCGACAACACGAAUUCCAUUGUUUACUGCGAUGGAUGUAACAUUGCUGUUCAUCAGGAAUGUUAUGGCGUUGCGUUUAUUCCUGAGGGCCAGUGGUUCUGCCGAAGCUGUAUGGUCAACCGAGGGUCCUCGGUUUCUUGUGCGUUUUGUCCUAGUAAAACCGGGGCCUUUAAACAGCUUGACAAUGGCAUGUGGAGCCACGUGGUGUGCGCCUUGUGGAUACGCGAGGUCUACUUUGCCAAUCCUGUAUACCUAGAGCCCAUUGAAGGCGUUGCCUCGAUCCCGAGAAGCAGGUGGACUUUAGUGUGCUACAUAUGCAAACAAAAGACCGGUGCUUGCAUUCAAUGCGUCCAUAGGAAAUGCACCCAAGCUUAUCAUGUCACCUGUGCCAAAAGAUCAGGUCUUCAUAUGGUGAUGGACAACGGUAUUCUGGGUGCGAUAGCGUCCAACGACACACUCAAGUCCUAUUGUGACAGACACUCGCCCAGCUUCAUUGAUCAAGAAAUAGCGCUCACGGGAAUUCUUCGAACACGCCUGUUUUACAAAGACGCGCACUACUUGAGCCGAAAGAACGACAAACUAGCCCUCGAGAGGAGGCAAGCGAAUAGAAUAAAUCGUUUCAAGUGGAGAACAGAAAACGGAACUCCAAUAGCCCCGCAAAUCUUUGUGGAAGUGCUUGUUAAUGCUAUGAAAUCAUUGAAGGUGGGUGAAAAUGGCCCUGACAGAAUGCUCCGAGGGUUAGUUUCCAAGACAGACACGACGAAAGACCAAGAAGGAGAGAUCAAGGCCGUGAGCGCUGCAUUAUGCCGAUACUGGUGUUUGAAAAGGGAGGCAAAAAAGGGUGCUCCUUUGGUAAGGGUGCGGGCCUCAGAUCAAGAUAUUUUGGAGCCUGACACUGGAGAUCCAGGCCUGGACUGUGCAGAGAGAGAAGAGCAAGAAACGCAAAUGCCCGAGAAGAUAGCAUUCGGCUAUAGUCUCGAUAGAGACUUGCAAAAGUUGGUACAGUUGAACUCGUUAGUGGUGGAGAGACAAAAGUUGAUUUCUGCUAGCGACGAGGAAACAUUCAAAAUGACCGACACUGCAUUCUUCGCUUUCAGAACAGUUGGAUUGCAUGUGAUCCAACAAAUGACUCAAAUUCUUCAGAAAAAUCCUGAGCUUGAGAGGGAUCUGGCAAUUGCGAAGGAUUGGGCAUUUGAACAAAUUGUAAUUGACAUCUCUAACGGCAAACUUUGGUCUGCGCUGGAAGUAGACCAGAGGAUUUGCCUGACCCUCGGUGAGCGAAGUUAUACAUAUACACCGGGAAGUUUAACCAAAGCUAUGCGGUACUGGCACCACACAGGCUUGCAGGAAUUGAUUACUGUGGAGAAAAGUGUGUCUGAACCCAUUCCUUUUGCGGAAAUAGACGGUAUUGAAUAUUCACUCAAACGAUACUUCCCAAAAGCCGCUCUCGAAGCUGAGGACUUGAGUGAAGUUGAAGAUGAUCCUUUCAUGCAACCUGCCAAUCGAGAGAUUUUGAAGAGGCUUGUGACAAAAUGACCGUCCUACAGCAAAUCGAGACAGAGUGUGAGGAUAGCAAUAUACCUGAAUGACAAACGUGUGAAUUGUUUUUAGCACGAGAAUUAAUCCGAUUGCGACCGGUUCACGUCGCGGCUAUUAUUAGAAGCAUUAUCGCGGUAUCACAAGCCGUUGCAAGCCACAGCCAAGAUGUGGUAACACAUUAAUGCACUCACUAAGCAUCAUUGGGUCUCGGGAAUAACAUCGGUUGCUAAUUAUGAGCCCCGUUGUUCUCUGACCGCCUUUCAAAGCCUCGCCUCUUUAUCAUCGUCAAGUUGUACCGAAUUGGGGAUGUGCGCGUAGAACUCAUGCCAAAUUUUCGUAUGUAAACUGCAUAUACAUAUCUUCUCAUAAUAUAAUGCAGGUUAGCUGAUGACGGCUUUAACAAAUCCGGCGAAAGACGGGUGGAAAAGCUACAGUCCGCAGACUUGAGAAUUCAGGAA